Messenger RNA from Spirodela intermedia, 102 nucleotides. The record is from the annotation of a GenBank genome assembly. Lineage: Eukaryota; Viridiplantae; Streptophyta; Magnoliopsida; Alismatales; Araceae.
AUGACUAUUACUUUCCAAUUGGCUAUUUUUGCUUUAAUUGCGACUUCAUCAAUCUUACUGAUUCGAAGCAUGCCUCACUUAAGGGAAUGGAAGCAUAUUUAA